Molecule: messenger RNA, 1707 nt
Organism: Symbiodinium natans
Lineage: Eukaryota; Dinophyceae; Suessiales; Symbiodiniaceae
Source: the annotation of a GenBank genome assembly
AUGCUCCAACCGACACGUGGCGACGAAGUCCGGGCCGCGUCCGAAAAAGUACGGGAGUUUCUUCUCACCGCCUUGGAUGAGAGGUUUGCGCAACAGGAGGCAGUGAUCCGAAGACUGCUGGAGGCCCAUCUCCAGCUCCUCCGUCCCGCCGUGGAAGAGGUCGAAGAGGUUGCGAAGGACGCUCCUGAAGAUGGGCCACCGGAGCCAGGCGUACCAGAAGCGCCGCCGGAGACAGCCAUGAAUGUGGACGAUGGCGGCAAGGGCAAGCAGAUUGAUCAGAGCCAGAGCACUCACACCAGAAACCGCGCCACAAAGCUUGAGAAGCGCGUGCUGACAGACAUGACGGUCAUGGAGGAGGCCUCGCGCUACCGCGAGUGGGUGAAGGGCCCCCUGGACAUUUUCGUCGCCAUCGUGGUCAUCAUGAACUUCGUGUGGAUGGCUGCAUGGACCCAAGAAGUCGGUCAUACGGCCGACGUAAGCCUUGGAGUUGCGAAGUCCGUGGCACCGAGUUCCGGUGUCCUGACGGAACUCUACAGACCCGUGGACGUGGCCUUUUGCGCCAUCUAUCUCAUAGACGUCCUCGCGCGGAUGCUGGUGCUCAGGAGGGAGUGGCUCUAUGAUGAGGUGGACGGGUUCAUGUUUACGAACGUCUUCGACCUCUUCCUCGUGUCGGUUCACCUGCUUGAGAUCGUGUUGGCAAACAGUGGCAGCGCAUACCAGCAGGUCAGCGCUCUCCGCGUUUGGAAGCUGCUGCGGCUGGUGCUCAGCGUCCGAAUCAUUAAGACGGUGAACUUGUUUCGGCAGCUGCGUGUCUUGAUCAGCGCGUGCGUCUCGUCCUUGAGUGCUCUAUUCUGGUCACUGGUGCUGAUGCUGCUGAUCGAGCUGGGCUUCACGAUCAUUAUCUGCCAGUCGCUGCAGGACUUCAUCUUGGACGAGCAGCAAGACCUGGAGACGCGAAAGGAGAUCAACGUCCUGUACGGCAGUUUCGGCCGGGCCUUGUAUACCGUCUUCGAGCUGACCUUCAGCGGCGGAUGGAUCGGCAGGGUCCGACCCGUGGUCGAGAAAGUCAGCCCCUGGUUCGCCCUUCCGUUUCUCGGCUACGUCACGGUCGUCGUGUUUGCCGCCACGCGGAUCGUGACCGCCAUCUUCCUCAAGGAAACGCUGGCCAACGCAGCCAACGAUGCCGAGAUACAGCUGGCGGAGACCAAGCGCACGGCCCGGGGCCUCCAGGAGAAGUUCGAGGAGCUGUUCCGCUCUCUUGACGGCGAUGGCAGCGAGUGCAUCUCCUUUGGUGAGUUCUGCAAAUCCAUGAGCUAUCCGAGCGUGCAGCAGUACUUGAAAACUCUCGACCUAAAUGUCCAGGACUGCGCCCAGCUCUUCGAGAUCCUCGAUGACGGGGAUGGGAAGAUCACGAUCUCCGAGUUCUCUCACGGCCUGAUGCUGCUCAAGGGCCAGGCGCGCGCCCUGGACAUCAUGGUCCUGCAGCACGAGAACGCCAAGGUGCUCAAGGAGUGUCAGGGAAUCCGGGAAGCCCUGCGCGCAGGCCACGCACCCAAGCCGCCGGCGAAGCCGGUGGAGCCGGCGGAGACCCCCGCGCAACCUCCCAUUCCACCCGCCUGCUUUCCGCCGGGAUGGGUGCCUCCGCUGCCUCCUCUGAUUCCACCUGAAAAGAGCUCGGCAUCGAAAGGGAUGCGAGCUUGCACCUGA